AUGGCCGACCCGACCCGAUCCAGUUCGGCCAGUCUGCCUGUGCCAACACAGUCGCGCAAAGAGAGUGUUCUGCAAUCAGGAACCCUCGAGGAACUACCGACAAUCACCCAGGCCCAAGUGUUUGGCGUUCCGUCGCCCAUCGGCUCCGACCAGUUCGACUUCGCUACUAAGGCGAGCUCUCCAAAGACACCGAGAGCUAACGAAAGCCCGUCCGCCUCGGACUACCUGAACGGAGGCCAGCCACACAACGACGGUGUCUCCCCCGUACCCGAUCAAGACCCACCCGCCUGGCUGCCGCUCCAAGAUGUCAACGAAACCACUACUCGCUCCUCCGUGCCCUCGACCCUUCCGACAGCUGGCACAGGCCCUUCCGAUGUGCCCUACUCCGAGCGCAGCGUACAGUUUGCCAACAACGAUGUCGUUCUCGAACCCCCACCCGUCAUACACCACGAGCGCCAUGCCUCAUGGGACACCAAAGACACCAUGAACAGGAUUCGAGGGUCCAGCUUCAUGACCAAGUUGAAGGAGCUCGCCGGCCCCAGCACCUCGCAGACGUUCAAGUCUCCAAGCUACCCUCCCGAGAUUAACUCUACAGCUAGCUCCCCAACCGUGUCACGCCAUCGUCAAGCCCGGUCAGUUGACGACCGCAGCGACGAAGACGCCGACGCAGAGGAAACUGCCGAUGAGAGGGUGGGGGAGUCACAGAUUCGACAAAAGAAAAAGAGACGGAUUCGACGACCAAAGUUCGAAUCGUUCUCGACCCCCAACACGCCUCGAAUCGAGCAAGAGCCGACUACCCCCGGUGGGCAUGCCCGCUUCGGCUUUAUCCGCCGUUCCACGUUCUCAGAUAUUGGAGACCGUGGAGGCCUUUCCGAGGGUGAAGGUAGGGAUCAUAUUGCUAGACAGCGCAUCAACAGAAGGACGAAUCUGUGGAUGUCGAAUCGGCCGGAUGGUGAGGGCGACGAACUCGAAUCUCCCAGUAGGAUCGGUCAGCAUCUUCGGCGCUUCUCCAACCUCGGCGGCGGGGUGUCUGACGGUGAUGCCACUCCGAGGAGACCCUUUUUCGGCACGGACAGGGCUGCGACUUUUGGUGCUCAGAAAUGGCGUCAAGUCAAGAGCACAUUGCGGCUGUUGCGACAGAAGAGAGACGACCAAUACGACUAUUUCAAAUCUGCCGAGCUCAUGGCCGAGCUUACUGCAGUUACACCGGCUGUCUUGAUGUUUGCCAGCAUGAUCCAGCGCGAUGAACAUGGAAACAAAAGAAUCCCCGUCCUUCUUGAACAGCUAAGACUCCGAAUCAAGGACAGUGCGCCUCUUCCCGGCAAGGAUAGCGAGAGACAUGUGCUAUUUACCAUUGAGCUUGAGUACGGCAGCGGUCCCAGCCAGAUGAAGUGGACGGUCAAACGUCACAUAAAGGAGAUCAUGAACCUCCACUUCAAAUACAAGAUCAACCCCCCUAAAGACAAGCUGUUGAUACAUCGGCCAGAGGGCGGUGUUCGGCCCAAACAGCCAAACUUCCCCAUCUCGGCUUUCCCUUAUUUGCGCGCAGUAAGAGGCUUGGAGGACGACGAGGAACAAGAACCACUUGACCCCCCUCGUAUAGUCGAAGAUCCCGCCGCCGAGGCCACUGCCGGGGAAACAGCUGUUGAGGGCACUGAUGUUGAUGAAAAUGGCAGGCCGCAGGUACGGAAAAAGAAGUCUCGCAUGGGUGCUUUUGGUGGGCGCCGCAAGAACUCGGCCAUAGGCUCAAAGGGUGAUCUGAAUCAAAUAGCUCUUGACGCUGCCGCCAAGAAGAAAAAGUAUAUCGAACAGCAGCAGAGAAUCCUGGAAAAGUAUCUGCAAGAGAUGGUUCGUUGGCUCAUGUUCCGGGCAGACAGUAACCGACUUUGUCGAUUCUUGGAGCUUUCUGCUCUUGGAGUUCGCCUUGCUGCCGAGGGAAGUUAUCACGGCAAGGAAUGUUAUCUCCACAUCCAAUCCUCCAAAGGGCUCGAUUUCCGGCGGGUCCUGACACCCGGCAAGGUUAUUGCUAGGCACAGCAAGAAGUGGUUCCUUGUUCGUCAAAGUUAUAUCGUCUGUGUCGAAUCGCCGGAAAACAUGAACAUCUACGACGUUUAUCUGGUUGACCCCAAAUUCAACAUUGUUUCUAAGAAGGACAAGAACAAGCACCUCACAGCAAACGGUAAUGAAAAUGAGGAAGACCUCGAGAAUUUCGACCCGACCACGGCCAAGAAGUCCAAGUCCUCCAACCACCAUACACUCAAGAUCGUGUCAUCCGAGAGGAAGAUCAAGCUCUUCUCCUCCAGCCAGCAUCUGAUACAGCAGUUCGAGGAGUCCAUUUUGGAGAUGCUCAAAACUACACCAUGGCAUCAGCGGAAUCGCUUUGGAAGCUAUGCGCCUGUUCGAACUGGCGUGUUCGCCCAAUGGCUGGUCGACGGUCGGGACUACAUGUGGAACGUCUCAAGAGCCAUCAGUAUGGCCAAGGACGUUAUCUACAUUCACGACUGGUGGCUGAGCCCAGAAUUGUACAUGAGGCGGCCCGCUUGUAUCAGUCAAAAAUGGCGUCUGGAUCGUCUACUUCAGAGAAAGGCACAGGAAGGUGUCAAGAUUUUUGUCAUUGUCUAUCGAAAUGUCGAGGCCGCAGUUCCCAUUGACUCGGAGUACACCAAGUUUUCCCUGCUGAACCUCCAUCCUAACAUUUUCGUUCAAAGAUCACCUAAUCAGUUCAAGAAGAACCAGUUCUUUUUUGCUCACCAUGAAAAGCUGGUCAUCGUCGACCACGACAUUGCAUUUGUGGGCGGCAUCGAUCUGUGUUUCGGCCGAUGGGACACGCCCCAGCAUCCAGUGACCGAUGACAAACCCACUGGAUUCGAGCCUGAUUCGUACAAUUUACCCAAGGAUGCAGAGCAUUGUCAAAUGUUCCCAGGAAAGGAUUACUCGAACCCUCGUGUCCAGGACUUUGUCAGGCUCCAUGAGCCAUAUGAGGAGAUGUAUGACCGGUCCAAGGUUCCCAGAAUGCCGUGGCAUGAUAUCGCCAUGCAGGUUGUUGGCCAGCCAGCCAGAGAUCUUACCCGCCACUUCGUUCAGAGAUGGAAUUAUGUGAGACGUGGCCGGAAGCCAACGAGGCCUACACCAUUCUUGCUGCCACCUCCUGACUGCAGCAGAGAGGAACUCGAGGCCGCCGGCCUGAAUGGAACUUGUGAGGUACAAAUGCUCCGUUCAGCAUCCACGUGGUCGAUCGGUAUCGAUGAGACCGAACACAGCAUCCAGUCAGCAUAUGUCAAGAUGAUCGAAGAGUCUGAUCACUUUGUCUACAUGGAGAACCAGUUCUUCGUGACCAGCACAGAAACAUUGAACGUGAAAAUCGUCAAUCAUAUCGGCGAUGCUCUGGUGGAGCGCGCUAUCCGUGCGCACGAAAAGGGCGAGGACUGGCGCGCAGUCAUUAUUAUUCCCCUGAUGCCAGGUUUCCAAAACGAGGUCAAUGACCAGGACGGAACCAGUGUUCGCUUGAUUCUCCAAUGUCAGUAUCGGAGUAUCUGCCGUGGAGAACACUCCAUCUUUGGCCGUCUUAGGGCUGCCGGCAUCAACCCGGAGGACUACAUCCAGUUCUUCAGUCUGCGUCAAUGGGGUAAACUCAAGAACAACUCUCUGACGACCGAACAACUCUAUAUCCACGCCAAGUGUAUCAUUGUCGAUGACCGUAUUGCCUUGAUCGGAUCAGCCAAUAUCAAUGAGCGGUCUAUGCUUGGCAAUCGUGAUUCGGAAUGCGCGGCUGUUGUUCGUGAUACUGACAUGAUCUGGUCUACCAUGGGUGGAAAGCCUUACCAGGUUGGUCGUUUUGCUCACACCCUGCGUCUCCGACUGAUGAGGGAACACUUGGGCUUGGAUGUCGAUGAGAUCCAAGAGGAAGAACGUCAAGCAGAGCUUGACGAGGCCGAGGCAAGAGCUGAGAUGGAACAACACACGGAACACCACAUGGAGCACCCGAACUUGGAACAUCGCGACUUCACUGACGACUCGGAAGAUUCCAUGGUCCCAGAAAGCUCGUCCAGGAGACGGAGGUCAUCUCACAUGUCGUCUCAUAUUCUACCUAGCACGCCGCCGCCGCCGCAACUCCCUCGUCAUAGAGCGCAUAGUUUCAAUCAUGACGUUGAAAUGCAGGAACUCCCAAGGCCAGACUCUAAGGGCAAAUCCGUUGCCGGCAGAGAAGACCAGGAGCAUGUGCAUGCCGGUGAAAGGCACAGGAGGGAUGUGGAAGGAUUGGGUCCUGAUCAUUGGAAGCUUGCUCAAAUGCAAGGUAUUGAUGAGGGCAGAGACUCUGUCGUGGUGAAUGGCCGUGAAGUGCUGGUUCACGACAUCUCUGCGGAGGGCAAGGGUACUCUGGACAGCCCGCAUGAGUCUCAUGAGCUUCGCACCCGGCCUCAUGAUGCUGCGUCUCUGUCUGAAAGCAUCGGCAAUGAGCACAUGCCGCCAAUGCCACCGUUUAACAGACGGACUACGGAGCAGCUUGGUCUUCCCAGAGCCAAUCAGUUGCCUGUCCUGCCUGUUGUUGACGAUACUGAUAUUGGCGGACCGCCUGUUCAGAUUACAGCAAACGGGACACUGUCUCACAGCCAGAUCGCCAUGAACAUUGAGCUGGCCAACAUUGACAAAGACUGCAUGCGUGAUCCUCUUAAUCCAAGUUUCUACGAGGAUGUUUGGUCUCGUGUUGCUGAGAACAACACCAAGAUCUAUCGCCGCGUCUUCCAUGUCAUGCCCGAUUCUGCAGUAACGAACUGGGCCGAGUACAAGGAGUUCAAGGCUAACGAGCGGGAGUUCAAGAAGCAGUUUGAAGGUGGCAAGGCAAGUGAGGAAGUCAAUGAGAAGAACGGAGUGACUGUUGAGCAUGCGCAAACCAGUGCUGGAGCCGGUAUCAGCGCACCGGGCCCAGCUCAGCUCACCAAGAGCUUAACGGAGAAGCUGGUCACUCCUGUCUCCAAGCUCAGUGGCGGUGGUGACAAGGGAGCUCGGGAACGCACAGGCUCAACUACUACGUUGGACGAGAAGGGGGCCACGAAGGACCACACGCGCAAGGCUCAGACCUUCCCACUCGAUGCUGAGAAGGGUGCGAUGUUGACGGCGUCGCAGAACCCCGGCGAACGCCCACCCACAGCAACACCCAAAAACGGCGCUGAUUCGAACCACGACGAUAUUAGGGCGUCUGGAGACUUCCUGAGCGCCAGCAUCACCAACAACAAGGAGCGACACGCCACCUUCUCCAACAAUCAAGAUCCUAACCCUCCCCCAACCUCAGCCAGCGGCGGCUCCACCACCACCAUGGCCGACAACAGUAACGCAACCCCCAUCAUCGCCAACGGCAACGGCGCCGCAGUAUCCUCCGACAACACAGCAACCGCAUCCGCCACGGGCACUAAUGGUGCGAGUGUCAAACCAGCCGCAUCCACCAGGCAGCAGCGUCGUAGGGCGAACACUGGCCGUAGUAAACGCGGGUAUAAUCCAUUUGACGCUCAGACUCUAAACCCGGCAGAGGCCGAGGAGACGCUCAGGUUGACCCAGGGAACGCUGGUCCAGUUUCCCUACGACUGGCUGGUCACGGAGGAGAACAACGGGAAUUGGUUGUUCCAGGUUGAUCAAGUGGCGCCGUUGCAGAUUUAUUAG
Molecule: messenger RNA, 5655 nt
Organism: Neurospora hispaniola
Lineage: Eukaryota; Fungi; Ascomycota; Sordariomycetes; Sordariales; Sordariaceae
Exons: 2
Coding region: 1-5655 (1884 amino acids)
Biological process (GO): phospholipid catabolic process
Cellular component (GO): intracellular membrane-bounded organelle
Molecular function (GO): D-type glycerophospholipase activity
Source: RefSeq, a predicted model, not a curated record